Tinamus guttatus (white-throated tinamou) is the source of this 1041-nucleotide messenger RNA. The record is from RefSeq and is a predicted model, not a curated record. NCBI's taxonomy places the organism in Eukaryota, Metazoa, Chordata, Aves, Tinamiformes, Tinamidae.
AUGGCUGCUACAGGCUGCAGUUCACACACCGCAUCCCCCGGAGCCUGCAGCAGCACGGCAGAACCAGAGACCAAACUGGGCUCCUACCGUAGCAAGGACGAUCCCCUCGGCAGCGGCGGCGCUCCCCUCCGCAGCGCUGAGUACCCCGACCUGCGGAAGCACAACAACUGCAUGGCCAGCAACCUGACACCCGCCAUCUACGCCCGGCUCUGUGACAAGGCCACCCCCAAUGGCUGGACGCUGGACCAGUGCAUCCAGACCGGCGUGGACAACCCAGGGCACCCCUUCAUCAAGACUGUGGGCAUAGUAGCAGGUGACGAGGAAACCUAUGAGGUGUUCUCCGAUCUGUUCGACCCGGUGAUCCAGGAGCGGCACAAUGGCUACGACCCACGCACCAUGAAGCACACCACAGACCUGGACUCCAGCAAGCUCACCCGCCGUCUCCCCCAGGACCACUUCCUCUUCGAUAAGCCUGUGUCCCCGCUGCUGACGGCGGCAGGAAUGGCCCGUGACUGGCCCGACGCCCGCGGCAUCUGGCACAACAACGAGAAGACCUUCCUGGUGUGGAUCAACGAGGAGGACCACACGCGCAUCAUCUCCAUGGAGAAGGGGGGCAACAUGAAGCGCGUGUUCGAGCGGUUCUGCCGCGGCCUGAAGGAGGUGGAGCGGUUGAUCCAGGAGCGCGGCUGGGAGUUCAUGUGGAACGAGCGGCUGGGCUACAUCCUGACCUGCCCCUCCAACCUGGGCACAGGGCUGCGGGCCGGCGUCCACAUCAAGCUGCCGCUGCUGAGCAAGGACAGCCGCUUCCCCAAGAUCCUGGAGAACCUCCGACUGCAGAAGCGUGGCACUGGUGGGAGGGACACGGCAGCCACCGGCAGUGUCUUCGACAUCUCCAACCUGGACCGGCUGGGCAAGUCCGAGGUGGAGCUGGUGCAGCUGGUGAUAGAUGGCGUGAACUACCUGAUCGACUGCGAGCGGCGGCUGGAGAAGGGACAGGACAUCCGCGUCCCCUCCCCGGUGCCGCAGUUUCGGCACUGAGCC